This is a messenger RNA of Pisolithus orientalis, 2738 nucleotides long. Its product is annotated as atypical/PIKK/PI3K protein kinase. Gene Ontology annotation, cellular component: peroxisome; cytoplasm; membrane. NCBI's taxonomy places the organism in Eukaryota, Fungi, Basidiomycota, Agaricomycetes, Boletales, Pisolithaceae. The coding region runs from base 86 to 2629 and encodes 847 amino acids. Gene Ontology annotation, biological process: endocytosis; phosphatidylinositol-mediated signaling; autophagosome assembly. The record is from RefSeq and is a predicted model, not a curated record. Gene Ontology annotation, molecular function: 1-phosphatidylinositol-3-kinase activity. The transcript has 14 exons.
CCGCUGGAAUGUGUGAACCGCCUACAUCUGGAUUAUUGGCCAGCACGGGCUCGCGUCCUCACAGCUUGUGAACAAUUCUACCUCGAUGGACAAGGAUAAUCGUGACGACUUCACGUUCGCAAAGCUUUCCGAUCUCAAGCUGCCCGUAACCUUUCGCGUUUCACAACUUGAGGGUACUCGGCAACGGAAGUCUGUGCUGGAGGUGCUGGAAGAGCCAGAGCUGAGGCACUACGGUGCACAGUCGUCGACGCUUUCAGACUUAUACGUCACUUGCCAACUGGUAGCUGAAAACAAACCGUUAACCAUCCCAUUCAGAACAUCCUUUAAGGCCUUCAAGCACAACUAUACUUGGAACGAAUGGAUAACGUUUCCCAUACGGUACUGCGACCUACCGCUGAGCUCGCAGAUCACCUUUACAGUGUGGGAUAUUGGAAGCCCACGUACGGCUGUUCCGGUUGGUGGCUCAACAUUCAGGAUGUUCGGGAAGAAGGGGACCUUGCGGAGGGGGAAACACCGGCUAUUUUUGUGGCCAGAUCAAGAGGCGGACGGUUCCAUGGAAUCGAAGACACCCAGCAAACUAGGUACGAGAGACGAAAUGGGUCGGUUAGAAAAGCUAGUCAAGAAAUACGAGCGCGGGGAUUUGCCCAAAUCAGAUUGGCUUGAUAAAAUGGCUUUCCGCAAGAUGGAGGAAAUACAUGCAGCUGAGACUGCGAAGUCUAACAACAUGUUCCUGUACAUAGACAUUCCGCGUUUCGAUUUUCCAGUUAUUUUCAGCGAACCUGAGACCCAGACCAUUCCUUCAACGUCUGCACCAGUGACCACCGCUGCGCAGUUACCAAUGGCACCCAUCUUGCCACCUUCCUUUGCGACCGAUCCUCAUUUGUGGGCCGUCUCUGAUCCAGACAUGUUACGCGAGAACCCUGUGGAGGACAAACAUCGGCGGUUGGUCCGAAGUCAUCGUAGUAGCCCAUACGACAGAGAGUUGAAGCCGAAUGCUAAGAUAAGAGACGAACUGGGGGAAAUGUUGAAUUACCCGCCUUCGCAACCCCUUACCUCUGAGGAGAAGGACAUGAUAUGGAAGUUCCGUUUCUACCUCGCUCGUGACAGGCGAGGACUCACUAAGUUCCUCAAGUCUGUAACUUGGAGAGACCCGACGGAAGUGAAGCAAGCCGUAGAGGAACUUCUACCUAUGUGGACCGAGAUCGAUACAGAUGAUGCUCUUGAAUUGUUAGGACCAAGUACAGUCGAUUCACGUGUCAGAGCAUUUGCAGUUAGGCAGCUCAGCAGGGCAGAUGAUGAGGAACUCAUGUUAUACCUACUGCAGCUCGUGCAAGCGCUCAAAUUCGAAAGUGCAGCUAGCGAACAACGGUCUUCGCGGUCCGCAACUAGCGCGAUAUCGUACGACGACAGCGGAUUGACGGACUUCCUCGUCACCCGUGGCGUACAAAAUUUUGUCCUUGGAAACCGUUUGUACUGGUAUCUUAUGGUGGAGGUUGCCCUCGAAGACAAAGUCGUCGCGAAGAUGUAUGGCCGUGUCGUCUACAAGUUUCUUAACAAGAUCCUUGAGUCGGAAGGUGGUAGCGAACGUCGUGAGUUGAUGCGACGACAAGGACUCUUAGUAGAGACCCUUGGAAAGCGCGCGAGGGAAAUUAGAACGUCGAAGGAUUCUCGGCAGAAGAAAAUCGAGAAGCUUCGUUCGUUCAUAAAUGAUCCGAAGCACGGCCUUGUCGACAUUUCUGCACUUCCUUUGCCUCUCAAUGCGCGAGUUCAGAUCACCGGAAUAAACGCAGAGAAAUCGUCCGUAUUCAAAUCUAACCAAUACCCUUUCUUACUUUACUUCAAAUGCACCGACGAAACGGAAUACCCCAUUAUCUUUAAGGACGGCGACGAUAUGCGACAAGACCAACUGGUAUUGCAGUUGUUCACAUUGAUGGACCGCCUUCUGCGCAAGGAAAAUUUGGAUUUGAAGCUGAGUCCAUACGACGUGCUGGCAACUGGGCCGCAGCAAGGCAUGAUGCAAUUCAUCCCAAGCAAGACUAUCGCAACCAUAGUGAGCGAGCACGGGACGGUUCUCAAUUACUUACGUGCGAAUCAUCCGGAUGAGGGGAGCGUUGGCACGUACGGUGUAGAACCAAGUGUCAUCGAUAUCUUUGUCCGAAGCUGUGCUGGUUACUGUGUUGUCACUUAUCUACUUGGUGUCGGAGAUAGACACUUAGAUAAUCUAUUACUCACACCGGACGGCCACUUUUUCCACGUGGACUUUGGUUACAUACUUGGGCGAGAUCCGAAGCCAUUUCCUCCACCUGUUAAGGUUUGUAAGGAAAUGGUGGACGGGAUGGGCGGCGCACAAUCAACACACUACGUGCGGUUCAAGAAUUUUUGUUUUACGGCAUUCACCAUUUUGCGCAAGAGUGCCAACCUGAUCCUAAACUUGGUAGCCCUGAUGGUCGAUGCCAACAUUCCAGAUAUCAAGCAUCGUGAUGUGCACGAGCAAAUCCAAGAAAAAUUCCGACUAGAUCUUACGGAAGAGGAGGCCAUCAAACACUUUGAAGCCCUGCUGAAUGAAACAUCGUAUUUCACGGUCGUCCUUGAUCGGAUACAUGACCUGGCACAGUAUUGGAGGAGCUGAUUUUUCCACGGUGUGGCAGCAGUAGUUGGUUGCAUAGAAUGUAAUGUGCAAGGGAAAGCUCCGCAGUGCUUGUCAGUUAACGUGCCAAUGAUACACAUUACAGUAAUGU